Messenger RNA from Caenorhabditis angaria, 2372 nucleotides. NCBI's taxonomy places the organism in Eukaryota, Metazoa, Nematoda, Chromadorea, Rhabditida, Rhabditidae. The record is from the annotation of a GenBank genome assembly.
AUGGAUGACGAGAAACAAUAUGUUGGUUCUUCUGAAAUAGAUGGGUGAGUCUUUUUCAAAGCGAAAACUUUUAUAUUCUUCAAAAAUUAUAGUUCUUUCAGAGAUACAACCUUGGAUAGUUAUAUCUUCGAUGAUGACAGCGAUGAAGAUGAAGCUAUUGCUGCAACUGAUAAUCCUCAAUUUUGGGUAGAAUUAUUGGGAGUUGCAACAAAACCAGAUCCUUAUAAAGAUUGGAGCAAUAUUUAUGAUCUUAAUAGUCAGAUUGUUUUACGAAAUGAUUGUCGAAUGUUGGCAGCGCGUGUGAAUUAUAAAAAGACUGUUGUUGAGUUAGAGGAAAUGCUCACUCUUUAUUGCAAGAAGAGAAAUUGUGAUUAUUCGAAAGAUAAUGGAUGGAUUGAGGUAUACAUUUUUUAUUUAUUUCAAAACUGAAAUGAGAAGAAUUAAACAAAUAAUUGUUUCAGAUUCUCGAGAAAGUUAUCCAACUCAAUUUUUCAAAAAAGGAUGAAUUCAAUGUGUUUUUCGCAAUCACAACAAAAUAUAUCCCGAAUAAUACACGCUCCGGAGCUCAAAUCUAUGAUCUUUUCCGUUUGUUGUUGCAAUAUCAUUCACCGGAUUUGAGCAAUUUGCUAGAUUCGUUGAAUAUUUUACCAUCGGAAUAUGCUCAAAAAUGGUUCAACACUUUGUUUGCUUAUAAUAUGCCUUUCAAGAUUUGCAUCGCUCUCUGGAAAUGUAUAUUUGAGACGGUUAGUUAUUUUACAUAUGUCAAAUAACUGGAACUGAUUUUUGAAAUUCUUAUAUUUAACAUUUUCAGGGUGAUCCAUUCUUGGUAUUCCAUAUGGCGGUCAACUUGGUUUUGGAGAAAAAAGCUUCAAUCCUCAAAUUAGGCGACAAAAAAGCAAUUCUUGAAGAUCUUAAUUCAUUAACCGCCAAUUUUGACAUUAAAAACGUUGAACAUCAAAUUCCGAUUUGCGAAAAGCAAUCAAACAACACUCCAGCUUGCUUCCAAAAAGAUUUUCACUAUGUUCUUUUUGGCGCAAAUUUUGAUGAUGAAAUCGGAGAUAUUCAAGUCAACAAGUUAUUGUGUUUGGCAAUUCCAGCAAUCGAUUUAGCCUCUAGUGAUGAUGUAAGCAUUUUUUCUGUUUUGUUUUGUAUAAAAAACUAUAAAAAUUGAUUUCAGGACUCCAGUGGGAAAGUCAAUUUCUUUGUUAUUGAUGCGAGAUCAAACAUUGAUUUUGAUAGUGGUCAUUUCAUAUCUUCGUUCAAUUUAGAUUGUUCAAUGGUAGACUGUUUUUCAGAAAUUUGGAUGAAUAAAAACUUUUUUUUAGAUCGUUGAUGAUCCUGCUAAAUUUGACAUUGCCUUGGAUGCUCUGUUUGAAUAUAAAAAUGCAAAACGAGACAACGAUCAUUUCUUGUUCCUUGGUUACGGUGACGAUUCUAAAGAUCAAUAUAUGAAUAUGGUGAUUGCUCAAUUUAUUCAAAGAAAACUUCCACAUGUUUCAUUUGUUCAAGGUGGCUAUAAAAGUGAGUUUUACUUUAAAAAUACUGAAAUUUCAACAAUGAAUGAAACAUAUUUUUCAGAGUUACACAAUCAUCUUAUGGAAUUGGGAAAAUCAGAGUUAUUAUCCAUGCAUAGUGAUGAGACGUGUCUUGUUUGUAACAACGGAAAAGUGAAAAGUAAAGGAUGGGGUUUUAUGUCACGUAUGAAAUCUGCAGUUGCUAAUACAUCAAGUCGAAUGAAAGAAAGAGUUGAAGCUGUUGUUUAUCCAAUUGGUGAAACAUCAGCGGAUCACGUGCAUCACGUUGAUCCAAAAGAAAGACAUGGAAAACGAUAUAAACAACAAUCCGUAUUCAGUCUUGAAGAUAAAAGUGAUGAUGAGACUUCUGAAUUGAACACAUCUUUCAACCUUGAUUCAAAUGGAAAGGUAAUACUCAAUUUUUCUUUAAAAACGGUAAUUUAAUUUAUAAUUGAUUUCAGCUUGUCCUUCCCUCAGAAUUUAUUGCACAUUUUGAUUGCAAAGAAAUAUUCCAAGAUGGUCAGAUUGAUGCUUAUAUUGCCGUCACUCGCACUCAAAUACAUUUCAUUCACGAUUCAGGAAAUGGCCAAUUCACAACAUAUGUACGUUAUCACUUAUCGAAUCUUACCACAGUGUCAAGUAAAAGCAAAGUGCCAGAAAUCUUGACAUUCAAAUUUGGUAAUGAUAUUGAAGGCACCACAUCACGACUUCGGUUAGUUCCUGUUGUUUUUUAAAUAUUCUUUUUCAAAAAAAAAAUUGUUUUUUUACAGCUUCUAUGUUCCAAAAGCUGGAGAAUGUGUUCAAGCUGUCAAAUCUGCAUUUUUCUCAUUUAACCCGGAUUCAAAAGAAAAGGAUUGA